AUGUGGUUGAAGCUAGAAGUGCAAGUAAGUGAAGCUAGGAAGUGCAAGUAAGAGAAGAAUACAUGUCUAAAGUGGACCCAUUCCCUCGUGGUUUAUGUGCAGCCAGUGAGUUCGACGGUGGAUUGAAGGUGGAUGGCGAAGUGCGCCCGCAUCCAAUAAACAUCUGUCAGUAAAUAAAAAGAACAAAGCUUCUCGGCGAGUGUCGUUCGCUUGCUGCUGUCCUGCCACUUGAGUGUUGCUGCCGGCGACUCGUCGCAAACACGCCGCUGAGUUGUCGCUGAGUACUGGCACCGAGCGGCACUUGCCGCUGAGUUGUCGGUGCCAGUGAAAGGAUCUGGAGCAAAAGAUCAGAGAUGGCACGCUUCUUUCCAACAGACACUAUCUCCAUAAAAACAAGGAGUUUUAUCCGGCAUUGCAAAUGAUGUACUCAUCCAACAACACAUUGUUGGAUGACUUGAAGACUUCAGAGAUGAUCAAAAGGCUCAAGAACAUCCUGCCUGUAACGGGCAACGAGCUAGAACAGCAGAUGUACCUGGAAGAUGUAAUUCUGCCAGAGGUAACAAUUCAGUGGCUGAGAAAAACACUGGGUCUUUGGAGACACGAGGCAGAAAGCCUCCUCUUAAAACAGGAAGAUGCACACAGUGGAAGAGAAAAGGAAAACGACAGCCCUGCACCUGAGCCGACAGACCAACAGAAUUCUGGAAAAUUCCAAAAAAUUGAGCAUGCUCUGUUGGCAGCCAAGUGGUGCCAGACAUGGCCUUUGAAGGGGAAGGUGACAUUACCCGCACUGACGCUAAUGGGCCGAUCAGAACAGCUGGCCAUCGGAAAAGCACAUGCGGGAGAAGAAGAAGAAGACGACGGAGCUGAAAGACUCUUUGAUUUCAACUUUGAAUAUCAAAGUGAUUAUAAUAGGUUUUCUGAGGAAUUCAUGGACAAGGGUUACAAGGUGGAUGGGUCAUUCAAGCACUGUGAUUAGUUGCGUAAUGAGAGUUUAUUAUUUUACAUGUUGUGUUUUGUUUUAUUAAAUGUGUUUCAUAUUUACAAAUACGUUCCGUGAA
Pseudoliparis swirei is the source of this 1058-nucleotide messenger RNA. RefSeq lists its product as uncharacterized. The transcript is spliced from 8 exons. The record is from RefSeq and is a predicted model, not a curated record. NCBI's taxonomy places the organism in Eukaryota, Metazoa, Chordata, Actinopteri, Perciformes, Liparidae. Bases 419 to 976 code for a protein of 185 amino acids.